AUGACUGUAUUUUCAGAAUGGGAGCCACCAUUCUUGUUGCAACAACCUUUCUUUUGGCCAUUGGUAGCUCAUGCGAUAGCCAUGUCAAUUGUCAUUUGGAAUCCAUUAUUAUUCUUCUGGCUGACCAAAACAAAAAAACGGCCACGUUUAGCAUCAUCAUUAUCAGGUCCACCUGGUGCAAUGCUUUCACGUAUUAGUACAACACGUAUGCCAUCAAUUUUACGUUCUAUCCAUACGUCAAUAUCUGCCCAUACGUCAAACAUCGAGCCUACGUUCCGUAAGACAAGCAUUGCCAAAUCCCAGCAAAGUGUACAGUUAAUUACUGAUACAAAAAAUUGCUUUGCUAUUGAACGAGAACAACUGAUAUGA
Molecule: messenger RNA, 369 nt
Organism: Thelazia callipaeda (thelaziosis nematode)
Lineage: Eukaryota; Metazoa; Nematoda; Chromadorea; Rhabditida; Thelaziidae
Source: the annotation of a GenBank genome assembly